AUGGACUCACCUCCGUCGCCAAGAUCGACGGUCCUUGGACCAAGAAGCCGAUUGGAGCUACGACUCAAUCUUCAAGCUAACAUUGAGCAUACUGGGCACAACGAAGCAUCUCCCUCUGUGCCUAUGCUGCCAUCUUCCGGUCCUCCGGCUGCUUCUGCCAUUGGCGCCUCUGGCGUCUUUCCUGAGAAGCAGCCUGACUUCAACAACUUCGACAUCAUCCACCGCAAUACUCUUCCACCUCGCAGCUACUUUUUCCUCUAUGGCAAUGAGAAAGAUGCUUUGUCGUACGACACAUCCAAGGCCAAAUGCCAGCGUUUGUCCGGCAAAAAAUGGAAAUUCAGCUUCUCCAAAAACCCCUUUGAGGGUGAGAUUGACUUCUACAAGGAGUCGUUUGAUGUUUCCGACUGGGACGAGGUCCAAGUCCCAGGUAUGUGGAAUCUGCAAGGCUAUGGGAAGGGUCCGCAUUACACCAACAUGGACUACCCCUGGAACCCAAACCCACCCCAUGUGCCUCUCGAUGAGAAUGAAUGUGGUCGCUAUGUGACGCAUUUUGAAGUUGAUCAAGACCUCGAGGGUCAUCAGAUGCGGCUGAGGUUCGAAGGCUGUGAGACUGGCCUCACUGUAUAUGUGAACGGUCAAGAUGUGGGCUACUCUCAAGGGUCAAGGAACCCUAGCGAAUUUGAUGUUUCCAAAUACAUCAAGUUCGGGAAGACCAACACACUGGCUGUCGAGGUGUACCAAAGAACCAAUGGGAUCUACCUGGAAGAUCAAGAUCAUUGGUGGCUGGCCGGCAUUUUUCGUGAUGUAUACCUCCAUGCCUGGCCUAAGCCUGCUCAUAUUGAAGACUUUUUUGUUCAUGCUCUGCUUGAUGCGACUUACCAAGAAGGCACUCUCAAGGUGGAUGUCCAGCUCAGUGGCAAAGCCAAAGUCCAUCUAAAGCUCCUAGACGCAGAUGGCGAGGAGAUACUCACGUCUUCACAGACCGGCUCAUCAAACGUCGUCUUUGAACUUGACGUCAAUAGGCCACGCAAGUGGUCAGCCGAGGAACCGUAUCUAUACAACCUCAUACUGUCCGCGGAAGACCACUACAUUGCUCAGAAGAUUGGGUUCAGAAGAACCGAGCUCAUUGGUGGCGUAUACUGCAUCAAUGGACAGCCCAUCAAGUUCAGAGGCGUCAAUCGCCACGAACAUCACCCUGAUUUCGGCCGAGCUGUGCCUUAUGAAUUUAUGCGCAGAGAUCUCCUCAUGAUGAAGAAACACAACAUCAACGCUAUACGUACCUCCCAUUACAUUAACGACCCACGAAUGUACGAUGUUGCCGACGAGCUAGGCCUUUGGAUCCUCGACGAGGCCGAUCUCGAAUGUCACGGCUUCGGUACUUGCGGCGGUGAUGCCUCAGCAUAUGCAUCCGAUAACCCCGACUGGGAGGAGGCGUACGUCGACCGGGCGCGCCAGAUGGUUCAACGUGACAAGAACCACGCCUCGGUCGUCAUCUGGUCUUUGGGUAACGAAUCAUUCUAUGGCCGCAACCACCGAGCAAUGUACGAAUACAUAAAGUCGGUGGACAAGACGCGUCUUGUGCACUACGAGGGCGACUGGGAGGCCAGAUCGGCAGAUAUCUUCAGCUGCAUGUACCGACCUCAAGACCAGAUGGUCUCUUGGGGCGAGGAAAGAGAUUGGUCCAAACCACUCGUCAUGUGCGAGUUUAUUCAUGCCAUGGGCAAUGGACCAGGAGGCGCUAGCGAGUAUGUCGAGGCCUUUUACAAGUAUCCACGUCUCAUGGGUGGAUUUGUCUGGGAAUGGGCAAACCACGGCCUCCGUACCAAGACACCCGAAGGUGAGGAGUACAUGGCCUAUGGCGGUGACUUUGGGGACGAGCCCAACGACUACAACUUUGUCAUGGACGGCUUAAUAUUCUCUAAUCAUACGCCAACACCGGGUCUCCUCAACUAUGCUAAGAUCAUUGAGCCCGUUCAAUGUCUUCGAUUGCACGGUUCCAAGGUCACUAUCAUCAACCGAUAUGACAUGAUCAAUCUUGACCACCUGAAAUGUGUUUGGUCUAUCAUUGGGGAUGGCCAACUGAUUGAGGGCGGUGAGCUAAAAAUUCCAAAAGGCAUCAAACCUCACAGCGAAGGAAUUAUUCAUUUAGACAGUCUGCCGCCACCACCCGUUGGAGAGUCGUAUUUGCACUUGGACUUCUCGCUGCGUCAUGAUACCAACUGGGCAAAGGCGGGCCACAUUGUGGCAUUCGGUGAAUUCCGCCUCGCCCCGCCCCUGAGUCUUGCUCAUCAUAUUCGUUCUCUAGCAGUUCCGUCAGAAAAUUGCCCAACGAUGGAGCAGGUUACUUCGAACGGCAUCCUCAAGCUCGUAAUCCGGAGCAGUUGGGGUACCGUCUGGGAGUUUGACCAGACAAAGGGGACACUGACGUCGUGGAAACGACUUGCAUUCCCGGACACCAACGUACUGACAGAACCCUUGACCUUUUCCCUCUACCGGGCCCUGACAGACAACGAUCGAGGCGGCAGCGCCGGCGGCGACUGGAGAAACAGCCGCCUGCACCAGGUCAAGGCGCACCCUCUACAGGUCACCUGGGAGCGACGUCCAGACGGCAGCCUGGAGAUCAUCGCACAUCACCGCGUCGCACCUCCCGCGCUGAACUGGGGAUUGAUGACGACCACCUCGUAUCGCUUCGCGGGCGGCUCAGUCAGCAUCAGCGUCAGCGCCAAAAUCACCGGGUAUCGGAAGCCGCGGUGGUUCGCCAAGUUCGGCCUCAAGCUCGGCCUCGCCGACGUGGAAUCUGCGAAAUGGUUUGGCCGAGGACCCGGCGAGUCUUACCGCGACAAGAAGCUCUCUCAGGCGUGGGGCAACCACGAAGAAAAGAUCGACAAGCUCUUUGUCGACUACGAGUUCCCGCAAGACGGUGGAAGCCGCUCCGAUGUACGAUGGGUUGAGUUUUGCCGCAAGGAGGGCGGGAAGGUGCUGCGUGCCCGUUUUGGGGACUUUGAAGGGGCUGGGUUCCAGGCGCUCCGGUACUCGACGGAGGACCUGGACGAGUGCACUCAUCCAUAUGAGCUCCACAAGAGGAAGAGGAAGGACACGGUCGUGAGCUUGGAUUGGGUCCAUCAUGGACUUGGUACAGGGAGCUGUGGACCGUCCACACUGGCUCAGUAUGAGCUCAAAGCGGACCAGGACUUUAAGUUCCAUGUGUUACUAGACUAA
This is a messenger RNA of Pyricularia pennisetigena, 3219 nucleotides long. RefSeq lists its product as uncharacterized. Gene Ontology annotation, molecular function: carbohydrate binding; beta-galactosidase activity. The coding region runs from base 1 to 3219 and encodes 1072 amino acids. The record is from RefSeq and is a predicted model, not a curated record. The transcript is spliced from 4 exons. Gene Ontology annotation, biological process: lactose catabolic process. NCBI's taxonomy places the organism in Eukaryota, Fungi, Ascomycota, Sordariomycetes, Magnaporthales, Pyriculariaceae. Gene Ontology annotation, cellular component: beta-galactosidase complex.